Molecule: messenger RNA, 505 nt
Organism: Photinus pyralis (common eastern firefly)
Lineage: Eukaryota; Metazoa; Arthropoda; Insecta; Coleoptera; Lampyridae
Product: centromere protein X-like
Exons: 3
Coding region: 92-385 (97 amino acids)
Biological process (GO): DNA repair; kinetochore assembly; resolution of meiotic recombination intermediates
Cellular component (GO): Fanconi anaemia nuclear complex; FANCM-MHF complex
Molecular function (GO): protein heterodimerization activity
Source: RefSeq, a predicted model, not a curated record
UGUAAUGUAAUGGCGUAGUACACGUGUUUUGUUUGUUUACAAUCAGAAGCAAGAAAAGUUAAAUUUUUGAGACACAGACAGGCUGUCCACGAUGGAUCAAGCUCCUGGUAGUUCAAAGCGAAACGAUGAAUCCCACAGCAUAUACAGCAAAAUUACAACGGAAUUUCAAAAUAACAUUAUCAAAGAAACACUAAGAAUAUCGUAUAAGGACACAAAAACGAAGAUCACAGAGGAAGCACUGGAACUAGUCAAAGAAGUUACCAGAGCUAUGGUAGUUGAAGCCGCGAUGCGAGCAGCAAAAGAGGCGUUUUCCGAGAAUAAGACAACUGUAAAUGUGAAUCAUGUUGAAAAUAUGAUUCUUCAAAUGAUGCUGGAUUUUCCUUAGCAAAGCCGCAAGAGGGCAGACACAAAUUAAGCUUGCAACCUUAUAGUUAAAUAUUAUGUAUUUAUAGUUAAUUAAUAAUUCAGUUGUACAAUAAUAAACAAUUUCGUAUUCAACUUUAAA